Molecule: messenger RNA, 5283 nt
Organism: Mobula hypostoma (lesser devil ray)
Lineage: Eukaryota; Metazoa; Chordata; Chondrichthyes; Myliobatiformes; Myliobatidae
Product: adhesion G-protein coupled receptor G2-like
Exons: 57
Coding region: 121-3630 (1169 amino acids)
Biological process (GO): adenylate cyclase-activating G protein-coupled receptor signaling pathway; cell surface receptor signaling pathway
Cellular component (GO): plasma membrane
Molecular function (GO): G protein-coupled receptor activity
Source: RefSeq, a predicted model, not a curated record
AUCUCGCGGAGAUUACUUGAUCAUAACUCCGCUGAUUCUUUCAGCACAACAGUUCUUUCCAACAACAUCACUGAUGCACCCACAACAUCAGCCAUAACAGAAACGAGCACUCUUAAUGAGAUGUCAUCAACAAGAGAUACAACAGAGAGCAGCAAUUUUAAUAAGGCAUCAUCGCCAACACAUACAACAGAAAGGAGCACUCUUAAUGAGAUGUCAUCAACAAGACAUUCAACAGAAACCAGCACUCUUAAUGAGAUGUCAUCAUCAAGACGUACAACAGAGAGCAGUACUUUUAAUGAGGCGUCAUCACCAACACAUACAACAGAAAGGAGCACUCUUAAUGAGAUGUCAUCAACAAGACAUUCAACAGAAACCAGCACUCUUAACGAGAUGUCAUCAUCAAGACAUACAACAGAGAGCAGUACUUUUAAUGAGGCGUCAUCACCAACACAUACAACAGAAAGGAGCACUCCUAAUGAGAUGUCAUCAACAAGACAUUCAACAGAAACCAGCACUCUUAAUGAGAUGUCAUCAUCAAGACAUACAACAGAGAGCAGUACUUUUAAUGAGGCGUCAUCACCAACACAUACAACAGAGAGCAGUACUUUUAAUGAGGCGUCAUCACCAACAGAUACAACAGAAAGGAGCACUCUUAAUGAGAUGUCAUCAACAAGACAUUCAACAGAAACCAGCACUCUUAACGAGAUGUCAUCAUCAAGACAUACAACAGAGAGCAGCACUUUUAAUGAGGCGUCAUCACCAACGCAUACAACAGAAAGGAGCACUCUUAAUGAGAUGUCAUCAACAAGACACUCAACAGAAACCAGCACUCUUAACGAGAUGUCAUCAUCAAGACAUACAACAGAGAGCAGCACUUUUAAUGAGGCGUCAUCCCCAACGCAUACAACAGAAACGAGCACUCUGAAUGUGAUAUCACCUCCACCAACUGUAACAGGGAAUGAUACAAUGGCAAUGACAUCAUCUGUACAGAACACCACAGGGAACAGUUCCAAACAUACGACAAAAGGUCAAAUGAAUACCACAGAGGGCAGUACAGUAACAUCACUGACACCAAAUACCACAGAGAGCAGUACCACUGAUGUGACAACUGUUCAAAUGAAUACAACAGAGAGCAGUACAGUAACAUCACUAACACCGAAUACCACAGAUAUCAGUAACGUAACAUCACUGCGACUGAAUACACCAGAUAUCAGAACCGUAACUUCACUGCCACCGAAUACAGCAGAUAUCAGUACUGUAACUUCACAGCCACUGAAUACACCAGAGAGCAGUAACACUGAUGUGACAACUGUUGAAAUGAUUACCACAGAUAUCAGUACCGUAACUUCACUGCCACUGAAUACGCCAGAGAGCAGUAUCACUGAUGUGACAACUGUCGAAAUGAUUACCACAGAGGACAGUACUGUAACAUCACUGACUUCGAAGACUACAGGGAGCAGUAUCACUGAUAUGACAACUGUUCAACUGAAUACCACAGAUAUCAGUACAGUAACAUCACCGACACCGAAUACCACAGAGGACAGUACAGUAACAGCACUGACACCAAAUACUACAGUUAGCAAUAUCACUGAUGUGACAUCUGUUCAAGUGAAUACCACAGAGAACAGUACUGUAACACCACUGACACUGAAUACCACAGCGGACAGUACAGUAACAUCACUGACACCGAAUACCACAGUGAACAGUACCACUGGGGUGACGUCUGUUCCAAUGAAUACCACAGUGAACAGUACCACUGGGGUGACGUCUGUUCCAAUGAAUACCACAGGGAACAGCACUGUCAAUGCAACAUUAAUUCCAGAGAGUCCACCAGCUACGCUAGUGACCUUGAACAUCACGAAUUUGAGUGAAACUGAUGUUGCUGCAUUUGUGUCUGAGCUGGAAAAAAUUUUGCAAUUGGAAGCUAUAGAUGCAGGCAUGGCAACUGAACUCAUUGGCGUGAUAAGCGCCCUCCUCAAUGCCCCCCCUGCUGUUCUUGCUUCAUCUUCCACAAGACUAAUACAAAGUGUAGACACAAUUGGCCUGAAGCUGAAUUUUUCAACUGAAUCAAUAAACAUCACCUCGUCCUCUUUGGCUCUGGCGGUAUCCAAGAUCAAUGCCUCGGACUUCAAUGGAGCAGACUUCACCAUCAGUGACAUCACCAACCUCCAGGUUUCUCUGGAUAAAGCAGCCCCUCCAGAAACAUUUGCAGCAAUUAGACUUCCACCUUCUCUGCUGAGCAACCUGACAUCGGAGAAUCAGGAGCUAGCAUCAAGAGUUCAAUUCACCUUCUAUGAAAGACCAACACUCUUCCAGGAUCCCAGCACGGAGGAAACAUCUGCCUUGAACAGCUACAUCAUCGCAUCCAGUGUUGCAAAUCUUAGCAUUGUUAAUUUGAUGGAUCCAGUCCAAAUCACAUUCAGGAAUAUUGAGCCCACUGAGAAUAAUUCUGAUGUACGGUGUGUGUUCUGGGACUUCAGUAGAAACAAUGGUAGUGGCGGAUGGAAUUCAGAUGGCUGCAGAACAACACUGAAAGCUUCUAAUGAGACAAUCUGUGAAUGUGACCAUCUCACGCACUUCGGCAUCUUGCUGGUUAUUUCCAGAGACAAAAUCGAUGAAAAGAACAACCGGAUCCUCACUUUCAUUACAUAUAUUGGCUGCGGACUUUCCUCAAUUCUGUUGGCUAUAACCCUGGUUACCUAUCUCGCCUUUGAGAAACUCCGCAGGGACUAUCCCUCAAAAAUCCUAAUAAACCUGUGUACUGCCCUAUUAUUUCUCAAUAUGACAUUCCUCAUUGAUUCCUGGAUUUCGGGCUUCAGCAUCAAGGGUCUAUGUAUUGCAGUGGCUGUGUUCCUCCAUUAUUUCCUAUUGGUUUCCUUCACAUGGAUGAGCCUUGAAGCUGUCCACAUGUACCUGGCUCUUGUUAAAGUAUUUAACACAUAUGUGCGCAAGUACAUGUUGAAAUUCUGCAUCAUCGGUUGGGGAACUCCCAGUAUUGUGAUUGCCAUCAUCCUCAUCAUAAGAACAGACAACUAUGGACUUGGGCACUACGACAAGAUCGCCAACACUACCUCUGAUAUGUUCUGUUGGAUCAAGGAUGACAUUGUAUUCUAUGUUGCUGCCGUGGCCUAUUUCUGUGUAAUGUUCCUCCUGAACUUCAGUAUGUUCAUUGUGGUGAUGAUUCAAUUCUGCCGAAUCAAAAACCAGAAGCAACAUCAAAAUGCAGAAAAGAACAUACUGCAAAACAUAAGAAGUGUCACCGGCCUCACCUUCUUACUGGGGAUCACCUGGGGAUUUGCUUUCUUUGCAUGGGCCCCUGUUAACAUUCCAUUUAUGUAUCUAUUUGCCAUCUUCAAUACAUUGCAAGGAACUUUUAUCUUCAUCUUUCACUGCUUGGCCAAAGAAAAUGUUCAGAAACAGUGGAGGAGGUAUCUGUGCUGCGGCAAGCUGAGGUUGGCUGAGAAUUCAGAUUGGAGCAGAACUGCAACAAAUAACACAAAGAAGUUGCAACCCCUGGUCCAGGCCAAGUCCUUGUCCUCAACGUCCAAUAACUCCUUACAGUAUCACUCCUCCUUAUUUCUGGUCCAGGAAUACUCCAGUCACCCCAAUGCCAAUGGUGCUAAGGCUUAAAGAUAUCACCUCACAGUACCUCAAGCACGAAGUUCUGCUGCUGAGACUGAGAUGUGGGCUGAGCUAUAUGCCAAAGAACUUCUGGUCAAUUGUAGUUCUUGAAAUGAGGCUUGGACUGCAAAAUAGACUCCAAACAAGGCAACAUUCAAGCAUCCAUUCCUGAAUGUGGAAAAAGAUUUAUAAAUAGUUUUAUAGGUGACAUGUCAGUAUUUAUCCAACGUAUCAGAGGCUUACCAAAUGGGAUCUUCCUGAAUAUUGUUUGGAACUGUAAGAUACAAUCUCAAUUCUGGAAAGUACAUUGAAUCAUGUUUGAUUGUAGUAGCUUCAGAUUUUUAUGGUUAUGACAGUUUUAUGGAUGAUGCCUGUGAACUAUUUAUAAAGUGUAGAAUGUUGCAGCUUGUGCUAGUUAUAAUGAGAAUUUAUGCACAAGGUAGAAAACUAUGGCUCUUAAUUUUAAUGAUGAAAGGCAAUUAGUUGGUAUUUAUCAUUGUCAUAAGUUCAGUGAAAACUGAUGUUUUAUGAAGAUACUGUUUUCCAUCCUGGCCGCUGCUGAGAUUUGAUACAAUUGCUGGCAGACUGCACAGACUUUUAAAUGUACAUGUAAGGUUGAUACUGCAGUGGAAAGUUUAGGAUGUGUUCAAAUAUGUAUUUUUUUUAUAACUUCAAGUCAGAGUUGAUCAGAGCUAAACUGGCUGUUCUUGAAAAUGUCAUCCAUUUGCUGUUGCCUAGAGUGGAAUCAGGAGGCCUCAGUGAGGUCCAUAAUGAUUCCUUUAUAGUAAUGUUACCAUCUUAGUCCAACAAUGGGGCUAAGAGUUGCCAAAACAAUUAAGAUGCAUCUUUCCCGAAGUCUUUUACCAGUUUCCAUGGUCUGGAUUAUAAGGAAAAUUUGGGUUGAAAAUCCUGCCCUGACCAUGUCAAAGUAUGUCUCCCAUUCUGAAACUUUAAAUUAAGCAGGCUGAACUUGAUAUUUCCACAUUAUCAUAGUGCAGAAGACCAACACAUUGGCUUAUAGUUCUGAUCCAUAAGGUAUGUUGCUUUCAAUGUAAUUGCUGUCAUUCCAUCCACUCCUAAAGUUGCAUAUGCAUGAUGGCUGAAAUAUAUCAGUGUUUGAGUUUACUUCUUCUCAGAGAUUCUCUGAGUUUAAUAUUUAUAUGUUCUACAGCAUAUCAAGCAUAUUUACAAGUGUAGAGGCAACUGAAUGAAAUAGAGCAAUGUUGCACAUUUUAACAAUUACAGCUAGAUUUAUCAGGGAGAAUAAAAUAACUUAAAGAAAAAGAGGAAAUCCUGUUGUCCUUUGAAGUGGAAUGAAUCAGGACUUUGACUGGCAGGUGCAGACACACGUUCAUUCUCAGUUGCUCGUACUGCAGCCACGAUGUUGCCCUGACUGUGUCUUGUAUCAUAUAUGCAAAUUUCAGAAGUGGCUACAUUUACAGCACUACAAAGUUAUGCAUUAAGCACUCAUGGUCAGAUAUCUAACACAAAGUGUGUAAUAGAUAGAUUCUAAUCCUCCUCAUUCACUGGUUUACCAGCAUUGCAAGCCACAUUUGUACCACUGAGCCACCAACAAACACCUUUAAUUAUUAUCAUUCUUGAUUCCAUUAUUAUGGAACAAUGUAAUUCUUUCCUAGUUGUUGUCGCAAAAAAUUCAGGCUA